Messenger RNA from Hippoglossus stenolepis (Pacific halibut), 4557 nucleotides. It is a transcript of the gene pprc1, whose product is annotated as PPARG related coactivator 1. Gene Ontology annotation, cellular component: nucleus. The coding region runs from base 183 to 4178 and encodes 1331 amino acids. The transcript is spliced from 14 exons. NCBI's taxonomy places the organism in Eukaryota, Metazoa, Chordata, Actinopteri, Pleuronectiformes, Pleuronectidae. The record is from RefSeq and is a predicted model, not a curated record. Gene Ontology annotation, biological process: positive regulation of transcription by RNA polymerase II. Gene Ontology annotation, molecular function: RNA binding; transcription factor binding.
CGCAACCUUUCACCCUCGCUGCGUCACUCUGCGUCAUUUUGCCGGGAAUGUGGGAUCCACGUUUCCUCGUGCCGGCGCAGUGUGUGUCCACUGUGUGUAUGUGAGUGUGAGAGUGUGUGCGUGUCGUCGUCACUGUUCAUUCUGAAAGCAGCGGAACCGGGGCAGAGGAGUACACUAGCAAGAUGGCGGCGCGGUGGGGAGCAGGCGAGGAGAUCUUAACUGCGUGCAAUGUGGAGUUUUUCUCCAUGGACAUACUAGACGAGACUGCAGGGCUGAGCUCUGAAGAAACGAUGGAAGCCCUUCAAAGCUGCUUAGACCCCUCCAUCCUUUCCAUCUUUGAGGACACACCAACAAUAGAGACCAAAGGACUGGACGAGGAGAGUGAAGCCACGCUGCUAACUGCGCUGACGGAGAUCCUCGACAAUGUUGACGAUGAGAACCUGUCGCCGUUUGACACACUCCCUGACUCAGACCUGCUGUCAGGUCAGAAGGGCAGGGAACACUCUCCGCUCAGGAGGCUGCUGUGUCUGUCCCGUUCCCCUCCUGAAAAAGAUGCAUUUUGUAGCGCAAGACCCACAUCAACUGGAAAGAGCCUCCCCAGGAUACUGGCAGACUCUCUCCAGAGGAGUGAUGGCGAGGAAGAAGACGAUGGCUCCCUCAGUCUGAGCCCAUUGGGACAUGCUUCAUCUCCUGACAAUGACUUGUUAGACUGGGGAGGUGCUACCCUCCCACUUCCUGUAAUGUUUGAACAGGACGGGGAAGAUGGUGUUUCAGUUAGCCUUGCGGACUUGGUCAGACACAUGCACCCGUACUGUAUGGCCAUUUGUGUCGAGGAUGACGACGGGGAACAGAUGUUGCCCGAAGGAGGCAUCUUAUUCGAGGUUGUGGAUCAGGGGGAAAAUGGUGAACCCAUACUGGCCAUCCCAGACAUGGAGCUCCCGGUAUCUUUGCCACUUAUAGAGCAGUUUUCAGAAAAUGAGCAGAAACUUGCGGAAGAGGUGGACUCUGACAGUUCGGAGCAUAUAGUCGUUGAUGAUGAUGAUGAUGAAGAUAUAAUUGUCAGCGAGGCUCCAGUGAAAGUUGCAGCCGCUGCAACACCAGGCCUGUGUACAGAUGUUAAAGAUGUGACAAUCGUAGAGAGACAGAAGGAAGAGGUUAGAGAGAGAAGCUCUUCCAGGAGAAAAAAGAAGAAGAAAUCUAAGAAAGAAAGCCAACCAGAGCCUGUGGAAGUAAGAGUUCUCAGGAGUGGUACAUUGAGAAAAACGGCACAGGAGGUACCACGAAAGCCUGAGAAAAGAUCAGUCAAAGAGAAGAAAUGCAAAGUCUCAAAGGUUCCUGUUGCCUCGACUCCAGCUUCUUCUUCCUCUGUGAAACCUAAGAAACUAAACCCAUGCAAAACUGAAACAAAAACAUAUAUCACCACUACAACACUAUUGCCUAAACGUAGGGUGCUAGUUCCCUCAUAUGCAUCACCCAAACAGGCUCUGUUAAGGGAUGGCCCAGGAACGAGUCGGCCAAGCUGUUUACCCACAGCAGUGAGCUCCCAGCAGCCCGAUGGAUCCCCCGAACAGCUGGCCCCAGCCCCCGAGAAGCUGGAAGUCUCAUCAGCAGUUCCCUCUGCUGUCCCUGUCACUCUGUCCUCAGAGAGCCCAGCAGCUGCUCCUAGUCCCACAACACCUGAGAUGAUAGGACCUGUUUGUGAAGCCCUCCCUCUUGUGGCCACCGCAGUCCCAGAGCCGAAACCCAAAUCACUUAGCCUAGCGGAGUAUCGGCGGCUCCGACAGCAGAAGAAACCAGCGCCGAUGGAAAAGAGAGACGACAACAGCACCAAGUGGCCCAGCCUCCCAGAGCUUCCGAAAGAGCUUCCCCCAAUUCCCUGCCUGCCCGACCCCACCCCCAAGGAUCCUCGACGCCCCAACCCCCAAGCAGGCAAGAAGGAAGUGGAGGAGGUCAAACCUGCAUGGCAGCCACGGGGACCGGCUGCACCGCCCACCCCUGAGGCACUGCUGGUGCCACCAGCCUACAUGAUUGCUUCAUCCAGCAGAGUUUCCACUGCUACUCCAGUUCCUAAACCCAAACCUUCUCUACCCGAACAGCCCCCAGUUCCUUCAGUGAAGGAUUUACCCACACAUCAAAGUACUGUUGCUCAACCGGCAGCACCUCAAAGUUCUCGGUCUCCAGCAUCUUUAAAUCAGGCCAAUGGGCUCAUGUCAUCAGCAGAUGGAAAAUGUUCUCCUGCGCUUUCAUUAGGAAAUAGUGAAGUCGAUGAAAAGUCCCAAACUCAGCUUGAGUCUCGAAAGUCUGUUGAGCUCACUAAAACCACUACAGAGCCAAUCAAACCCACCACUGCCCCCAGUGUCCCCCAGAAAACCACUGUUGUUUUCCAAAAGUUGCCUGACGUAACCAAUGCCACCACAUUCAACCGCCCCAUCACAGCUGAUAUUAAAUCCUCCAGACCAACGGAGUGUGGCACCCAGCUCUGCUCUUCUCCAGCUGCACAUCCUUCAGACUCUCAGAGUCUAAAGGCAAAACCUGUUCUGCUUAUAACAAAAGAGAAGCCCACUACAGCAGUGAAGCCCCAAAAGGUGAAGAACCCAACACAGGAGCUGAUUGAGUCUUUCACCAGUGAGAUAGGAAUUGAAGCUGCUGAUCUGACAAGCUUACUGGAGCAGUUUGAGGAAACCCAAGCCAAAGAGGAGCAAUGUUUGCCGGAGGUCUCUGGUAGAGCAGCAGCUGUAGGAAACUCAAGUUUUAAGUUGGCUCCAGAGAAAAAGGUUGUGGAGCGAGUGAGAGCAAAUGACCUCUUAAGUACUGCAGCUCUUACUCCUCCAGCCACUCCUCCCCACCAGAUGUGGAAACCUCUGGCCCCUGUGGCCCUGCUGGGGAAGAGCAAAGCGGCUGAAGCCUGCAAGUCCAGCCCCUCCAAGAUUAUCCAGAUAGAGGCUCGGCCUCUGCCCUCAUUCAAGUCGCGCAGUAAACCCACUCCCGCUGCCGCCACUGUCGACCCCGACCUGGCGUGCAUGGACCACGACUAUUGCCUCCCCAACAAAGGCACUUCUGCUGGAGAGCCAGGCAGACGCUGGAAUGUCAAACCGCAAUCAUUCAUCACUAUUAAACCCAUCAUGCAACCCACUACAGUCAUCGCACAGACAACGCCAGCUGUCCUGGCACAUUCUGUCCCGUCUACUACGAACCCUGAGUUCACAACCAAAACUCAAGAUUUCCCACUGACGGAUGACCUGGAUCACAGCUCCGUUCUGGAAACUCCUGAUGCUUCUCCUGCUCGGCAGGAGACCGAUUCCUCUGUUAAAGAAGGAAGCCCCAGGGGAGGGCCAUUCGGCAGGACCUACCGUCGUCAUGCAGACUCUCGCACACCCAGCCCCACAUUUAGCCCCAAAGAAAGGACCGGAGGCCGGUCCAGAAAGAGAAGAUCCCGCCGUUCUCCCAGCCCUAUGUCCAGUGGUUCAGAGUCAGACUCUCAUUCCUCUAGAUCUCGGUCUAGAUCACGUAGUCCAGCUAAGAAAAGGUAUUGUCCCCGUAACUCUGAGAGCAGUUCCAGCUCCUCAUCCCGUUCAUCAUCACGGUCCUCUUGCUCUGCGUCCCGCUCCCCUCCCAGGAGGAGGAGGUAUUCGUAUUCCUCGUCUCAUUCUGGCUCAUGGAGUUGUUCCAGGUCGCGGUCUCGAUCCCCUCAGAGACAAGCACAGUGGAGUAGGAGCAAGCCAUGGUGCAGUCCCUCAUAUGCACCUAGCUAUGGUCACAGCGAAAUGGAGGAGCCGGUGAAGAGAUGCAAGGAAAAAGCCAUUGAGGAGCGACGGGUUGUUUACGUUGGACGAAUCCGUGGUACGAUGACCCAAAAAGAACUUAAAGAGCGCUUCUCUUACUUUGGCGAGAUCGAAGACUGCACCUUGCACUUUAGAGACCACGGGGACAAUUAUGGCUUUGUGACUUACUAUGAUACCAAGCAUGCUUUCACGGCCAUUGAAAAUGGGAGCAAGCUGCGCAAACCUGACGAGCUGCCAUUCGAUCUGUGUUUUGGCGGAAGGAGACAGUUCUGCAAAAGCAACUAUGCUGACUUGGAUUCGAGUAGAGAGUACGAUCCAUUGCCUGUGAAAGGCAAGUUUCAUGCACUAGACUUUGACACUUUACUGAAGCAGGCCAAGCAGAAUCAGAAGAGGUAGCAGGAGGCCUGCAGCAGGAAGCAGCUGACACUUACCUCAGAGCCAACAGCUGGCUCCUCACCUGCAACACUGUCUUUACAUUUUAGUUGUUGCUUUAGUUUCUAUUUUGUUUUGUUUUUGUUUCUGCAAGCUAACACCUUCUAUUGAAGUGAAGAUUUGUAAAGAAAAGUAGGAAAAGAAGUUCAAAAAAAUAACUACGUGAAAUCAAAUAAUUUUUUAAAAAUUUUAUUUAAAUGUAAAAUCAGAUUUGAAUUGUAUGGACAGAUGAUGGUUUUUAAAAAAGGGUGAAAAUAAGUGGAUGGAGCUACCUGGUUCCUGGGAAAGGAUGUAAUACAUUGACAUGUACUACAAACCUUAAUUAAAAAAUGAGAAAAUGAAA